Messenger RNA from Sphenostylis stenocarpa, 1176 nucleotides. Lineage: Eukaryota; Viridiplantae; Streptophyta; Magnoliopsida; Fabales; Fabaceae. The record is from the annotation of a GenBank genome assembly.
AUGGAUUGUUCUUUGUUCUCACCACUGCGUGUUUUUGCAGGCAAAUCGAACAAAAAGAAGAAACUCAUUAUUAUUGGUGUUACAGGUUCAGCAAUUGCUGGAGUGUUAAUAUCAAUUGCAAUUCUGUGUGUCAGAUACAAGUCACCAACCUGGCAAGCGAAUUCUGGGUUGACUUCAAAAGGUAAUCAAAAUAUUGAAGCAUUCCUAAAAAUUCACGGCUCUCUAGCUUUGAAAAGAUAUAAAUUAUCACAUGUAAAAAAAAUCACCAACAACUUCAAGGUGAAGCUGGGAAAAGGUGGUUUUGCUGUGGUGUACAAAGGAAAGUUAUCCAAUGGUAGUCCUGUGGCUGUAAAGAUGUUAAAUGCAUCGAAGAAAAGUGGUGAAGAAUUUAUCAACGAGGUUGCUAGCAUCAGUCGAACUUCUCAUGUAAAUGUGGUCAAUCUUCUUGGAUUUUGUUUGAAAGGUCGAAAGAGAGCUCUCAUAUAUGAAUUUAUGCCCAACGGUUCCCUUGACAAAUUCAUUUAUAGAGAAGGACAUGAGACCCUUUCACCUUUGAGUUGGGAUAUCAUAUAUCAAAUUGCAAAGGAUAUAGCUCGAGGGUUAGAAUACUUGCAUAAGGGAUGCAACACUCGAAUUUUUCACUUCGACAUUAAACCACAUAACAUUCUUCUGGAUGAGAAUUUUUGUGCAAAGAUAUCGGAUUUCGGGUUGGCAAAACUGUGUCCUAGGAAUGAAAGUAUUAUUUCCUUGUCAGAUGCUAGAGGAACAAUGGGGUAUGUAGCUCCAGAAAUGUGGAGUAGAAAUUUUGGAGGGGUUUCACAUAAAUCUGAUGUUUAUAGUUACGGAAUGAUGCUGCUAGAGAUGGUGGGAGGGAGGAAAAAUAUUAAUGCUGAAGCUAGUCAUACAAGUGAGAUAUACUUCCCACACUGGGCAUACAAUCAGCUUGAGUUGGACAAUGAUUUGAGACCAGAUAUGGUGAUGACAACAGAAGAAAAUGAGAUUGCAAAGAGGUUGGUCAUAGUAGGUUUAUGGUGCACUCAAACGUUUCCUAAUGAGAGACCUACAAUUAGUAGAGUGAUAGAUAUGUUGGAAGGCAACAUGAACUCCCUAGAAAUCCCACCAAAACCUUCGCUUUCUUCUCCCACUAGAUCAGUGCCAGAAUCUUCCAUUUCCUGA